Molecule: messenger RNA, 1875 nt
Organism: Tribolium castaneum (red flour beetle)
Lineage: Eukaryota; Metazoa; Arthropoda; Insecta; Coleoptera; Tenebrionidae
Exons: 6
Coding region: 140-1498 (452 amino acids)
Biological process (GO): cobalamin transport
Molecular function (GO): cobalamin binding
Source: RefSeq, a predicted model, not a curated record
CGCUAACGUGUAUAUUUUCCAUCGACCACGCCAGUUUUCCCUCAGAAGCGGGUCGUCAAGGCGCCGUGUAGACGCUGCUUCAGUUGUAGGUGUUAACAAGCUUUAGUUUGCUGGUUUUUGUGUGCAAAACGGGACGAAAAUGGUUUAUUUGCCGCUGAUUGUGGCCAUUUCGUUGGUGGCUUUUGGUUACUCCCAAGACAUCGAGCUGCAGACGUCUUCGUACUCACCGAGAUUAACAACCGGCUCGUUCCGCUCGACUUCCGAGACCCCCGACCCGGACUCGACCAUCCAAAGGGCCUUAGCAUGGUUAAUAACCCAGCGCGACGUGGCAUGGGGGUGGCGCAACGACACCCCCAAAGCCGUCACCGCACUCCAGCUAGUUUCGCACGACGACUUCGCCGCCCCUUUGCCCACCCCCGUCGAAAUGCAACUCUCGAGCAAAGAAUUAGAAAUCGAGAUCGUGAUUCUGCUCUGGAGGCAUCACGAAGUCCCGAUAACGCCGCCCAAAUUGGCGCAAUAUGCCCUAGCGCUGAGCGCGCUCUGUCACGAUCCGAGGCAAUUUCACGGGCAUGAUUUAAUCGGGGCAUUGCAGCAUCAUGAGGCCGUGCAUGAUCUAGAUUUUGCCUAUGCCACGUUGGCGGCCUGCAGCUCGAGGGCGCAUGUGAGGAAGAAGCAGAUUCGGAGGCUGCUGGAUAUUGCCAAUACGGCCAAAGACCACAAUAUUGACACAGUGGCAAUGACAAUCUUGGCCCUCCGUUGCAUAGUCAAAGACCACAGACACCGCAACUUGCAACACUCCUUACGGAGGCCUAGUAUUAGCUUAGCGCGACAGCAACAGCCCGACGGGGGCUUCGGCAACUUGUACAACACAGCCUUGACCAUGCAAGCCCUCCACGACAUGACCGAGGCCACGUCCCACUGGAACAAAACCGCGGCAAAAUCCUACAUCGAGUCCCGCCAGGACCCCGACGGCGCCUUCACCGACCCCGGCCUGACCGCCGACGUGCUCCUGGCGCUGACCAACCACGGCCUGGGCUCGAUCCGCAACCUGGACUGCGGGAAAUCCGACGGCGAGAUCGAAAACCACGUCGAAAUCGACGGCUUGACCAAAUCGCUCUCAGUCCACGGCAACGACUCCGAGAUCCGCAACGUCACCAUCACCUACACCCUCUGGGUGGGCUCCAACAUUACAGAAAACUGCACUCUUGCGAUCACAGCGCCUCGGAACACCUCGUUCUACUCCGUCAUGCAGAUGGCCAUGGAGCUCGACCCCCACUUCACCUUCGAGGCUUCUGAGUGGCCCAAUGGGCACUACGUCCACACACUGGCUGGGUACAAGGAGGAGCCGAUGGGCUACAACUAUUGGCUGCUGUAUCGGCUGCCGGAGGUGCCCGAUCCGAGCGCUCCGCCAGCCAAUCAGCUCGUCGCACCAGUUGGGGUCGAUGAUUUACUGAUCGACGAAGGAGACCACUAUUUGUUCUGGUACAAAAAGUUGUAAGCUUAAGCACAAGUAUCAUGCUUCUGUACGCCUUUUUUUGAGUGACUCUUGUUUUGCUAAUUCUACUCUAUAGAGGGCGCUUCUGGACGUAAGGAUGGAUUGUAUCAUCUCGGACUGUUUUAUACUGUAGGUCACAAUACAGUGUUUUCUUUUUAAUCUUAAGUAGGUCAUAAGUAAUACACUAUAGGUGUGGUUGUAAUAAUAACAAACAAAUAAUAAUGCAUUUUGAAGGGACAAUAUAUCUUUGUGUGACAUCUUUUUUAUAUGUAGCUUAGGAUUCGAUUAUUUAUUCAAUUGUUAAUAUGGCAAAAAUUGUUAAAAGUUCUUUAUUUUUGUUAAAUUUGGCUUAAAGGAUUACUAAUAAAUACUUAAAUACA